CUGCUGCUGCGGCGGCGGCGGCGGUGGCGAAGCGUGCCCAGAGCCCUCAGAGCCCACCACGCACUUCGCUUGAUAAAGAUCCUCACCACCACCAACACCAACAACGCCCACCUCACCCUCGUACCCCCUCCCACGCCCACCUUCCUGCCAUCCGUACCGGAGACCUUUCACGACAGAGCUCGACGCGCAGCGCCAUGCGGCGGAGUAGCGACGGCGACAUUGCUGCUGCGGCCGGGAUUGAUAAGGAGGAUAUCCAUGUGUCGAGCCCUACCCCCGCCGCAUCGUCGUCCCCAGCCACGCCGCCCAUCGAUCCCGCUGCUGCCGCCGCUGAGCAGGAACUGACCCGCAACAGCCCGCUCCAGGGGGAGAUUGAGCGCCUCUCGGCCCUAUGUGACCAGCAUGAGCUCAAGUUUCGCUCGUUACGAACGUCGUUCGAGCACCGCGUGUUCUCCGAGUUCCCGAAUGUGCUCAAGACGUUUUCCGAGCUCGACCAGCGCGCCGACCGCAUUACUGCCGACCUCAACAUCUCGAUCAACAAGUCUGAGCCCGUGUUCCACACGCGCAUCGACCUGCUCCUCGACGACCGCAAGGCGGACCUCGAGACGCUGCGUAGCAGAACCUCGCCAUGGCGCGCGAUCGUGCAGGAGGCCCUCGAGGACCUCCAGAGCAGAGGGCUACAUGAGCGGAUUGAGCGCAUCAAGGGCGCCGGUGAGGAGCGCAACGACGGCGACAUGCUGUCGAUUCUCGAGCGAUACUCGGAACACAUUGAGAACGAGCUCCGCCAGCAGAUUGCGGUCCUCCGGGCCCAGCUCGCCGAGCAGCGCUACAAGAGAAGUCUGAGGUUGAGGUUCUCCAUUGCUUUCUUCGGCAUCUUCUUCGCCCUGUUGUUCGCGCUGUGGCUCAACCACAGGUUCAGCAGCUACCCCCGGCGCAAGGUGGCGGCGGAGUGAGCGAGGGAAGGAGCCACAACCCAAGACGAGCGUCGAUGGGAGCCAGCGAGCUUGGUCACGACGCACAGACGCAAGCAGAUAUAAUCAUACACCGGGCUCAUUGAGGCCACACAGACUUGUAGAUGUUUGUACAUGUUGCAUGGUAGAGCAUAGAUUGUG
Vanrija pseudolonga is the source of this 1109-nucleotide messenger RNA. RefSeq lists its product as uncharacterized. The coding region runs from base 195 to 950 and encodes 251 amino acids. The transcript is spliced from 5 exons. Lineage: Eukaryota; Fungi; Basidiomycota; Tremellomycetes; Trichosporonales; Trichosporonaceae. The record is from RefSeq and is a predicted model, not a curated record.